Molecule: messenger RNA, 2189 nt
Organism: Paramacrobiotus metropolitanus
Lineage: Eukaryota; Metazoa; Tardigrada; Eutardigrada; Parachela; Macrobiotidae
Product: zinc metalloproteinase nas-14-like
Exons: 8
Coding region: 368-1813 (481 amino acids)
Biological process (GO): proteolysis
Molecular function (GO): metalloendopeptidase activity; zinc ion binding
Source: RefSeq, a predicted model, not a curated record
UGUGUGCUCAGUUCCGGCUGCGUUAGUGUAACACGCACAACACAAAAAUGGCAGCGGAAACGUUAAGCAGUUGGCUGCGGUGCGGAUUCACUCUGGUCAUGGUCCUCCAUGAUUCUUCUUUAGCCGGAACGCUGCCAGAUAACUGGAGAGAGUACGUUGAUGUCGCUGCAUUGACAGCGGAUAACGACCAAUCACGAUACAGCAGCGACUUUUGGGAGGGUGACAUUGCGGGAUUUGAUUCUGAAGAGAUGGAAGGAAAUUCUGCCGCUAACGCGGUCAACGACGACAAUUUGUUGUGGCCUAACAAUACGAUCCCUAUGAAUUCACCACGCAGCUUUCGGCAACGUUUAGGGCGUCAGAAAAGAAGAUGGUUGAGGAAGCGAUGGGCAUCAUUAUGCAUCUCACCGACAACUGUGUGAAAUUUGUGGCCCGCACCCACGAAAGUGACUACGUUAAAUUCCAGAAAAGUUCCCAAUGUUCGUGGAAUAUCGGUCGCAUUGGACGGAGACAGCUGAUACAACUGACGUCGGGUUGUAUCCUUCAUUACGGCUGCAUCCAGCACGAACUGAUGCACACGUUGGGUUUCUAUCACGAACAGUCGCGACUCGAUCGGGAUGACUAUGUUCUCAUCAACUGGGACAACAUCGCGACAGAGGAUAAAGGUCAAUUUGAGAAGCGUACAGGGAAGACGUAUGGUCUCCCUUACGAUUACCAGUCGGUUAUGCAUUACGAACUGAAAGCCUUCGCCAAAGACCCAAAUUUCCCGACCCUUAUACCGAAAGUGAAAGGAAUGAAAAUGGGACAGAAUGAGAAUCUGACUCCACUGGAUUUAGCCAGGAUUUACAAGCGUUUCAACUGCAAUGUGCCCACUGGUAGACAAUUCGUGUCAAAGCUGGGAGAAUGUCGAGAUUCCGCCACAUUGGCGUCCACGACUUCAGGCGAUCAAGACAUUACUGCCAGCACUGCAAGGUCAACCAGAAAAACACAGCAGGAAUUUCGGACCACACCGAUCAGUGAUGCGACGCCUUUACUUGUAUCUCCUAGUGUCCCAAAACAACUUCAAGACAUUCGUGACCGGCGCUUUGAUCCGGAUGGAUACGUCUACUCAGUGCCGAUUCGGCCUGAGGUGGCUUGGACGACUGAACAGUGUAACAGACAGCGCUCGGAUCAUUGCACUCCUUGGUUCUUCGGGUCUGAUUGCAAUCCUGCAAAUCUAUACUACGAGUUCACUUGUUACAGAGCAACCACCCAAGUAGAAAUGGAGCGAAUAAUCGAAGCGAUGUCCCGCCCACCAGUCCGCUAUAUACUGGCUCAAUUGCCCGAUUCUGAGUAUUUAACCGACGAACUCUUGCAACCCGUUGCCGAACAGAUUAUUCAAUUCGCGUUUUCCUAUCUAAAUACCACACGAGCCACAGACAAACUUCGCGAUAUGAAGCUGACCAAUAUGCUAGAAUUUCAAGGAUCGUACUGUAUGGAGGAUUUGGUUAUUCGACGAACGGAUUUCACCACAUCGCUGAAACUUCGAAUACUUGGUUUCUUUAGAUGCGGUAUUGCAUCACUGGAAGCCGACAGUUUUUCCUAUCUGGAGGAUCUUCGUGUUGUCACCCUGGACAUGUUCAAUUUGGUGGACUUUUCUCAAAAGAAGCGCAUUUAUUGUGAUCGGGCGUUUGCAUGGUAUCGAGCGUGGAUAUCCGCAAAUCCGUAUCUGAUUCAGAACCGGACAGAGGGGAGCGUGUACAGUGUAACAGGGGGACUGAAAAACAUGCCGUACACACAAAAUCAUCUAUUCAGACCAGUCAACUGCAGCGCUUGACCGGUACGGGACAGUCGUACUCGGAGGUUACACUCCCACCGAGAAGAUUCAUCGGGCGUUCAAGGAAGUUUUACCAUUCGUCGACAAUGACAUUACAGUUGCUGUGGGUUUGUGUAUGUAGUGUGCUAGCCUUUUCAAACGAACGUCCAUACUCGAAGUAGUCGUUUCCUGUUAAAGAAUAAUGCGUAGUGCAUGCUCGUCGUUGUCGCAGAUGGAAGGAAAUUCUGCCGCUAACGCGGUCAACGACGACAAUUUGUUGUGGCCUAACAAUACGAUCCCUAUGAAUUCACCACGCAGCUUUCGGCAACGUUUAGUAAAUCAUAAAUAACAAUCUAACUAUCGUCCCAUUUAGCCAAUUUUUAAGUAGCCCCGAUGA